AUGAAACUCCAGCUCAAAAGCUAUACUAUAGCACUACUUAUAGCCCCCGUGCUUACACAACCUACCCCAAACUCUGGAACGAAUUGGACCCAAUGUACCUCUUUGAAGCCGCCAAAUAUCCCUGGAACGACGAUAAUCUCGUUCAAAGCACAAGAGCUACUCAACUAUACAGUGUCCGCCGUUCCACUGCUACUCAAAAACGACAUAUCGGGACUCAAUAUCUGUGACGUAGAUAUUGUGCUUACCCACCAGGGUGCACAAGAUCAAGUUAAGGUCAAGAUAUGGUUACCACUAGAAGGGUGGAAUGGCCGCUUUCUCGGCACAGGUGGGAGUGGGUUUGCUGCCGGUCUGUUUGAGUACAGCCUUGCGCCUGCGGCAGGACUGGGAUACGCUUCAGCAUCUACUGAUGCGGGUCUAUCUGGUGACCCUUAUAGUCCAGAACUUUGGGCACUGACCGCAGAUGGGAAAGUCAACACGGAACUCCUUGUAAAUUUUGCGUCGCGCUCGGUUCACGAUAUGACUGUAGCAGGCAAGCAGAUCUCGACACAAUUCUAUGGUACAAAGCCUCAUCAUUCUUAUUGGAACGGAUGUUCAACUGGGGGUAGGCAAGGGCUUGUCUCGGCACAAAAAUAUCCUGCAGACUUCGAUGGGAUCGUUGCAGGUGCGCCGGCAAUUGACUGGGCACGAUAUGUGGUAGCAGAACAGUGGCCCCAAGUGGUUAUGAAAGAGCACCAGACAUAUGUUGACCCAUGUCUGCUAAAAGCCUUUACACAAAGCGCAAUAUCAGCUUGUGACUCUUUCGACGGGGUUAACGACAAUGUGAUAACGGAGCCGAAAAGAUGCGUUUUCAGCCCAUUCAAGCUCGUGGGAACAAGUGUUGAUUGUAACGGGAAGACAAUCAGCUUCACAAGAAUUAUCGCUACUGUCAUCCACGAUAUUUUACGAGGCCCCUUUCCCAAAGACACGUCAAAUUUAUACGCAUUGAACUUAGGCGCUCCUUUGGAUUAUCUUUCGAAUACCACGGUUCUCGACGGAGUCCGUAAAGGAUCACCAUUCUUCGUCAAUGAUGCUUGGCUGAGGUACUUUGUCCUCAAGGAUCCCAGUUUUGAUACCACAACGAUCGGCUACUCAGAAUUUAAAAAGUUGUUCUCUCAGUCACAAGAUGAGUACGGUGAGAUCAUUGGAUCGAAUAAUCCAGACCUGUCUGGGUUUCAAAAGCAAGGCGGGAAAUUGAUAGUCUGGCAUGGCCUCUCAGAUCAACUGAUCUUCCCCCAGGGGACUGUGAACUAUCACCAUCAAGUUGAAGCAGCCUUGAAGCACCGCGUUGCCAUGGACACAUUUUAUCGAACUUUUCUGGUGCCGGGUGUGGAUCACUGUGGUUUGGGUUUGACCAACGGGGCCGUUCCAGUUGAUCCAUUGUCCUCACUAGUAGCUUGGGUUGAGCAGGAUGUUUCACCCGACAUCCUUGAUGCACUUGCUUCGAAUGCAACAGGCUUUACGCUCACUCGCAGUAUUUGCAGAUAUCCCCUAACCUCUCGCUACAUUGGACAUGGAGACCAAAACUCUGCAGCCAACUAUAUAUGCGUACCGUAA
This is a messenger RNA of Exophiala bonariae, 1593 nucleotides long. RefSeq lists its product as uncharacterized. The record is from RefSeq and is a predicted model, not a curated record. NCBI's taxonomy places the organism in Eukaryota, Fungi, Ascomycota, Eurotiomycetes, Chaetothyriales, Herpotrichiellaceae. The transcript has a single exon. Bases 1 to 1593 code for a protein of 530 amino acids.